Baudoinia panamericana UAMH 10762 is the source of this 1059-nucleotide messenger RNA. Its product is annotated as glycoside hydrolase family 76 protein. Gene Ontology annotation, biological process: carbohydrate metabolic process. NCBI's taxonomy places the organism in Eukaryota, Fungi, Ascomycota, Dothideomycetes, Mycosphaerellales, Teratosphaeriaceae. The transcript has a single exon. The record is from RefSeq and is a predicted model, not a curated record. Bases 1 to 1059 code for a protein of 352 amino acids.
AUGGCAACGCCUGUGGAGCAGCGUCAAACCUCUAAGGCAACAUACGUGAGCCAUGCCCUCAACGCCACUGGCGUCCUCAACAACAAGUGGUUCAACCCUUCCACUGGCCUCUGGCAAUACUACGAUUCGUCGAGUGAUCAAUGGACGCAGCUAUGGUGGCAAUCAGCAAACAUUCUCACGACCAUUGGCGACCUUGGAGAGGUGGACCCUAACUUUCUCAACCAGACGAAGCAGAUCUACAAGGAGGUAUUCUCCCCAGCCAGGGCCUACAAUGGCGGCAACUGGAUCAACGGCUACUAUGAUGACGAAGGCUGGUGGGCACUAGCAUGGAUCAAAGCCUGGGACCGGACCAACAACGGCACUUACCUUAAGGCCGCCGAGAACAUCUUCACUAACCUGCUGACUGGACUUAAUGCUACAUGUGGCGGCCAAUGGUGGGACAAGACGAAGCAACAUAAUAACGCGAUCAACAACGAGCUGUUCCUCGCGGUCGGCGCUGCUCUUGCAAACCGUGUCAGUGGCAAGAAGUCUUACUACACGAAAUAUGCAGUCGCUCAGGCCAACUGGUUCCUAAAUGCUGGACUUCAGACCAAGAACAACACGUUUCAUGAUGGUUUCGCCGUUUCCGACUGCUCAGCCGAGGGCACCGUCUUCACAUACAACCAAGGUGUUAUUCUUGGCGGUUUGGUCGGGCUUUAUAGAUCUACCGGCAAUUCGACGUGGUUGGAUCAUGCCGAAACAAUCGCUACGGGUGCUGUCAACAGUCUCGUGGAUAGCAAUGGCAUAAUGACCGAGACUGGCGAAUACCCGACGUCUGACCUCACCGCCAGCCAGUUCAAGGGCGUACUAGCACGCAACUUGGCAUACCUGUACAAGUACCGGAAGAACGCCGCAUACAAGACAAUCUUGACAAAGAGUGCUGACUCAAUCUGGAGCAAUGCGCGAUCCAGCGAUGGGCAGCUCGCCUCUAACUGGCAGGGCCCCGUAAGCAGCUUCUCGCCACCAGCCCAAGGUUCAGCGCUGGACUGCCUAGUCGCUGCUGCAAAGGUGUCGUGCUAG